Molecule: messenger RNA, 1824 nt
Organism: Talaromyces marneffei
Lineage: Eukaryota; Fungi; Ascomycota; Eurotiomycetes; Eurotiales; Trichocomaceae
Exons: 4
Coding region: 1-1824 (607 amino acids)
Biological process (GO): transmembrane transport
Cellular component (GO): membrane
Molecular function (GO): transmembrane transporter activity
Source: RefSeq, a predicted model, not a curated record
AUGUCUUCCGAUUCCAAACCUGCCCAGCAGGAUGGCAACAAUUCCGAAAAAUGGCCCCAGGACGAAAAAUCGACUCACAACAACGAACAUGGCCCACGUCAAAGACAUCAGUCACUCGGCUCAUCCGACAGUGAAAGCCUAUACGAAAUCCGACCCGUUCGCAGCGAACGACAGGUCCAUCCAGAACUCAGGGGUACCGGAGACGGAAUGUUGACGCCCCAAAUUUCUCGAAUAUCGCAUAACUCUCUGGCACGCAGAGUCACCACACGCGGCACAACGGGGACAACCGAUCCGAACUUUGAGGUGGAUUGGGAUGAUGAGAAUGAUCCCCAGAAUCCGUGGAAUUGGUCAUUGCCUUAUACGGCCAUGUGCAUUGGGUUUUUGUCGUAUAAUACUUUAGUGAUUGUCUUGUUCUCCACCAGUUACACCUCCGGCACGGCGCAGAUCGCCAAAGAGUUUGGCGUCUCCGAAACGAUCGUCACAUUGGGCUUGACAUUCUACCUUCUGGGUCUGGCUUUGGGCUCCGUCGUCAUGGCUCCGCUCAGUGAAAUAUACGGCAGAAAACCAGUAACAAUGGCGAGUAUGAUCGUCUUCAACCUCAUGAUUAUUCCAGUUGCUGUGGCCAAGUCUAUGCCCAUCAUCAUCGUCUUUCGAUUCAUCGGUGCGAUCGCCGGAAGUGUCAUGAUCAGUAGUGCCCCGGGUAUGGUGGCCGAUAUCAUCCCGCCCCAGAAGCGAGCUCUUGCAUUCUCUAUCUGGAGUAUAGGGCCCAUCAAUGGUCCAGUUGUCGGCCCUAUUCUCGGUGGUUUCGUGUCCCAAUACCUAGGUUGGCGAUGGACUUGCUGGAUCAGUCUCAUGCUCGGCGGUGUUGCCCUUGCAUUCUCUUGCAUCAUGAAAGAAACAUACGCCCCUGUCAUUUUGCGCAAGAAAGCCGCUCGUCUUCGAAAAGAAACGGACGAUACUCGAUGGUGGUGUCGCUAUGAUCACAAGGUGUCGCUGAAAGAGACCAUGAAGACUAAUCUGAGCCGUCCAUUCGUCAUGGCUGUGUUAGAGCCUAUUUGCAUCUUUUGGAAUCUGUAUAUCGGUGUCGUCUAUGGCAUCCUGUAUCUGUGCUUCACCUCGUAUCCAAUCGUGUUUGGUCAGAUCAGAGGCUGGAGUCUCGGUGUAUCUGGGCUGGCAUUCUCGGGCAUCGGUAUUGGAACGCUCAUCGUUAUCGCCUGUGAACCAUUCUUCCGUCGAAUGAUUCAAAGCCACAAGAAGGACCCCGAAACCGGCGAGGUAUAUCCCGAAGCCAUGGUAUCGGCGGUCUGUAUCGGCUCAAUCCUUAUCCCCGCCGGCCAGCUGUGGUUCUCUUGGACAGGCUCGCCCGCCUCGAUCCCAUGGCCUGCUCCAAUCGCUGCGGGUAUCUUCUUUGGCGCCGGCAACACUUGUGUCUUUAUUUAUUCUUCCAACUACAUGACUUUCAGUUAUGGUAUCUUUGCCGCAUCUGCGCUAGCGGGCAACUCUCUUAUCAGAAGUGUCCUCGGUGGUAUUAUGCCAUUGAUUGCGACAUACAUGUACGACAGUCUCGGCCCCAACUGGGCGGGCACAAUGCUCGGGUUAUUGGAGGUGGCCUGCAUCCCGAUUCCGUUCAUCUUUUGGAAAUAUGGAUAUAGGAUUCGUCAAAAGAGUAUUUUCAUCCGGUCGAUGCAGGAGGACCAGCGACGAUUGAAGGGCAAAAGAGAAGCCAGGGAUGCGAGAAACGCGACACUUGGAGACGCGCUCGAAGGAGAUGUUGAGCCCCAAGAUAUUGAAAAAGGCGGCGCUCGCAUCAAAAUGGAUGAAUAA